CAUUUUUUCCCGAAACAGAGUUAGCAAAUCCCCAAACUAAAAGUUUGAAAGCCAAAAGAUGGGUCUCCUCUCGUGGUUCCAAAGAAGCUCCAAACCCGAGUCAAAAUCCGCUUCUAGCUCCACGAAACCCGAAACCUCCCCGCCCUCCGAAAUCCCCGGUAUGAACGGCGCCGUCGAGGUACCCCGACCGCCCCCCAAGAACGUCACCGUUUUCGAGUUUGGGUCUGUAUCUGCUACUGCGGAUAAGGUUACUCUUGCCGGGUUCUGCCCCGUAUCCGACGACCUCGAGCCUUGCCGCUGGGAAAUCAUGCCGGCGAGUGAUUCCGACGCUCCUCAGUUUCGCGUUGUAUUUUAACUGGGCAUUUCAGACUGGACUAGUGAAAAGGGACCCUUUUCUACAGUUUUUUUUUCCCCGAGUUUGGAACCUGUGUUUUAAGAGAAUGAGUAUAAUCUUACCCAGUAGUAAUUAUGUUGUUCUCUGUGCGUUGGAUAUCUAUGAUACUUUUCAGUAAUGGGUUUUGGUUAUUUUUGGUGGUUUA
Messenger RNA from Populus trichocarpa (black cottonwood), 539 nucleotides. RefSeq lists its product as uncharacterized. Bases 59 to 355 code for a protein of 98 amino acids. NCBI's taxonomy places the organism in Eukaryota, Viridiplantae, Streptophyta, Magnoliopsida, Malpighiales, Salicaceae. The transcript has a single exon. The record is from RefSeq and is a predicted model, not a curated record.